Molecule: messenger RNA, 366 nt
Organism: Gaeumannomyces tritici R3-111a-1
Lineage: Eukaryota; Fungi; Ascomycota; Sordariomycetes; Magnaporthales; Magnaporthaceae
Exons: 2
Coding region: 1-366 (121 amino acids)
Source: RefSeq, a predicted model, not a curated record
AUGGAGAAUCUACCUGGCAAAACGGAACUACAGCGCUUGGAAGAGGAGAGAGACUCUAUUCAAGCAUGCUUAGCUGUUUGCAAAGCUGCCCGCAUACAUGUAGAUCAAGCUUUCGAACGCAACAAAGAUCCUCAAACGAGUACUGAGGAUGUCUCCCUCAUCGACGUCGAAAAGUUCAACCCCAAACCAAAGGACCCAAUGGAGAGGAGGACACUAAGGAGAGCUGCGGAAAUUCCGCAGCAGAUUUGCAAGGAGAUUCGCAUGAGGAGUCAUUCAUUAUGGUGGAGAAGCCCGACGAGGGGGAUCCGGAUAGGGAAUUAUGAGCUCAGUAUCGCUACAGAAGCCGGAUGCACCGCUAUGUAUUAG